AUAAUGCAAUUGUCAAAGCGGGGAUUGAUUUGUUAAUUGUUUUCUAUUACACGUUUGUUAUCAGCAAUUUGGUCAUUAACAGUCAUUAUUAGUCGUACUUGAGAGCGGUUCGAUAAUAUUUGUUUAUUUUUAUUUGUGUAUACAUCCGCUGUAAAUACAAACUCAUAAUUUGAAAAUAAUACAUGUGAACGAUUAUUGUGUAACCCGGCACAGUGUUUUCUUUUUUUUAUAGAAUUUUAGGUCAAAUUCACAAAUGUCGGUUAAGGUAAAGCGAUGGUAUCGCUCCAGGCGCAAUCAGUUUAUUAUAUUUAUAAUACUAAUACUGUGUAUUAUUUAUUAUAUAAGCUUACAUGACAGCUUGCAAAGGGAGCCUGAUCUGGAUUUGACUCGAAGAAGUUCUGUGAUUAUGUAUAUAGAGAAAAAACUGGAAGAAGCAUUGAGAGAGGACAAGGGUACCGGCUGUGAGAUACCACAAUUAGACCCAUUCGCGAAGGAGGUCACACAAUUUGAUAAAACAUUUCCGAAAAUAAAAUGUCCGGGGAAAGAUUGGGUCAGGUGCUAUCUUUCAGAAUGCAAAGUAGUCGAAGAAAUACUCUCGACAACCAGCGACAUACUAUGUACUUACCAAGAUAUAAUAUAUCAUAACGAUUUUAAAUAUAAGUUGGGGCCGCCAACCGAAGUGAGUGGGGACGACAUUUAUACUCUAGACAGGAGUGACCAUGUCAAGAUAAAAUGUGUAGGAACACAUCAUAACAGUCUUUUACAUUCAAAAUGGACCGGCUACGCUGUAGGCUUCCGGAAGUCUGUAGAACGGCGACCAUCGCCGCCCGACAGGAACGACACGCCAAACGUCUUAAUUUUUGGCUUCGAUUCCACCUCCAAAAACGGUUUCAUUCGGAGGAUGCCCAAGAGUUACCAGUAUAUAAUGAGGCACUUGGAGGGGACUCUCCUAGAAGGUUACAACAUAGUAGGGGAUGGUACGCCAGCGGCCUUGUUUCCUAUCCUCACGGGGAAAACCGAACUGGAGCUGCCUGAUGUGAGAAAGGCGACAAAAAGCAAUGAGACUCUCGACUCCAUGCCUUUCUUGUUCUACAAGUUGAAGGAGAUUGGGUAUCGUACAGCGUAUUUCGAAGAUAUGCCUUGGAUAGGGACCUUUCAAUACCGGUUCAAAGGUUUUCUGAAGCAGCCGGCGGACCACUACCUGAGGGCUUUCUAUCUCGAAGAGUCAAACAAUGGGAAGAAAUUUUGGGGUCGCAACAAAUACUGCGUGGGCGACACACCACAGUAUCAACUUAUGAUGAAUAUUACUGAGCAGUUUUUCAAACUAGACGGCAAGAAGUUUUGUUUCACAUUCAUAGCCGACAUAACUCAUGAUAAUUUCAACAUGAUAUCGUCCGCUGACGAAGCUUUCGUAGAGUUCCUGAAGGGCUUGCGCGAGAGAGGCGUGUUUGAAGACACCAUGCUGUUCAUCAUGGGGGACCAUGGAGCAAGGUACGCGUACAUACGGGACACGUUACAAGGCAAGCUGGAGGAGCGCCUGCCGCUGAUGUACGUGCAGCUGCCUACGGGCGGGGGGGCGGGGGCGGGGGCGGGGCGGGCGCGCCGCGUGCUGGCGGGCAACGCGCGCGCGCUGAGCACGCCGCACGACGUGCACGCCAGCCUGCUGCACGCGCUGCGCCUGCCGCCCGCGCGCGCGCCCGCCGUGCGCGGGGCCGACCUGCCGCGCGCGCUCAGCCUGCUGCAGCCGAUCCCUCUCAACCGCUCAUGUAGCGAGGCGGGAAUCGAACCCCACUGGUGUGCUUGCCUCGCUUGGAAGAACGUGUCGCAAGACGAAAAUAUCUACUGGCGGACGGCACAAGCCUUUGUCGACCACAUCAACAAAUUGACAGAGCCAAUGAGGUCUCGCUGUGUCCCGCGUACAUUGCUUUCGAUCAAGUGGGUGAUGCGUCAGAUGGCCAACAAACGGUUGCUGACCUUCUCAGCGGCAAAAGAUGCUGAUGGAUACACCGGAAACUUUAAAGCACACGUCGAAAUAGCUAAAACGAACUACCAAGUAAAGGUUGUUGUUAGCCCCGGAGACGGCUGUUUCGAGGCGGUUGUCACUCAUUAUGUAAAAGAAGACAAAUUUGUGAUUGACAACCGGGAUAUAUCAAGGAUAAACAGGUAUGGGCAGGAACCAAGCUGUGUCAGCGCGAGUCAUCCACACUUAAACAAAUUCUGCUAUUGCAAAGAAUACCUAAACUAAUAUGUAUAGAAAGCCAAAGAAAUAACUUUAUACUAAGCCAAUGAAAUAGCGAUCUUAUGGCGACGGUUCAAGGUCACAAAUCGAUUGAACUAUUCGUAGUUCUUGUUAAUAUUCCUUUUGAGUUUUUAGUAACUUUACCAUUUCAAAAUUGGACUUUAUAAUUAUUGUAAUACGACUGAAAAUAGAAACGUGUGUUAUAGUUACUUGGAGGGCAAGUUAGAUAAUACAGAUGCUCAUUGGAUGCAAUGAGAAAACCAAAAUUGCUUAUUCCGGAGUUUCUCGAGAAAGAGCGAGUGAUGAAUGUUUAAGAAGCAUAUAAUAUUAUGCCUGGACUAGUGAUUAAACUCUGUCCGUUUUAAGAAGAAACAUUUGACUAGCCAUAAAAUUAACCGAAAAAAA
Messenger RNA from Trichoplusia ni (cabbage looper), 2644 nucleotides. RefSeq lists its product as uncharacterized. Lineage: Eukaryota; Metazoa; Arthropoda; Insecta; Lepidoptera; Noctuidae. Bases 254 to 2245 code for a protein of 663 amino acids. The transcript is spliced from 14 exons. The record is from RefSeq and is a predicted model, not a curated record.